AUGGUCUCCUCUACAUCACUCGUAGGCUUCUAUUUUGUUUUCUUCAAGAAGAAGUCCAAAUCAAAAGAUGAAGAAAAAAGACUCACAUUUGAUCGUCUAGAGGACAAGUUGAAUGGUGCUGUUGCAGCGAUGAAUCUGAAGGAGAAAGAGGCAAAGGCAGAAAUGAGUAGCCCAUAUAUUUCAGAAUAUUCGCCCGGUGUGCACGCUGAACGAAUGAAUGCAUUAUCAAAGGGUAAGACGAAAUCUGCAACCGCCAUCAUUCAGAAGGAGAAACAUUUGAAGACGGAAAAUCGCAGCUCCAGCCUCGAAAAAAAUGCAGGAGAGAAAAUGGGUCUUGGACUAUUUGAAGCUGCUAAUGUGAUGUGCAAUAUAGUGGAAAUAUCCAAGGACAGCACAAUGCACCGCCGCACUCACGAAGCCAAUACGGUUUCCAAACAUGAGAAACCGGUAAAAACAUCAAGCAAAUCGAGCAUAACUUCUGUGUCGUCGCAAAGUGGCCCAUUUGCAAUGAUGAAGGAAAGCGAAAAGAAAAAGAAGAAAAGUAUCGAUCUAGAGGAUGACUGA
This is a messenger RNA of Necator americanus (New World hookworm), 564 nucleotides long. RefSeq lists its product as uncharacterized. The transcript is spliced from 7 exons. Lineage: Eukaryota; Metazoa; Nematoda; Chromadorea; Rhabditida; Ancylostomatidae. The record is from RefSeq and is a predicted model, not a curated record. Bases 1 to 564 code for a protein of 187 amino acids.